UACACAUUGCUAUUUUGAGGUUAUUUGAAACGUUGUGCUGCCGUCGAUAUAAUGACAAAUAAAACUAUAUCUUAAUUUAAAUUAUCUAAAAUUCAAAAUGGAUUUUAAAGCGGAUGUUCAGUAUAUUUCAGUUUCUUGUAAUAGGACGCCAGGAUGCUUAGACUGGGGCAAAAAUAAUAAAAUUUGUUAUGGAGCAUGCAAUUCUGUCGUCAUUUGUGAUCCACAAUAUAAUAAUAUUUGUUAUAACACUAAAACUCUAUAUAAACAUACAGGGCGCGUGAACUGUGUACGAUGGUUAGAAGGGGCUACAACAGAAUUUGAAGAAUUUGUUUCGGGCUCCUGUGAUCAAACAGCUAUAGUAUGGCAGUUAAAUGGCAAUAGCAUUAAUCAUACAUUCAUUCUAAAAGGUCAUAAUGGAUCUAUUAACGCAGUUGAUGCAUUGUAUAAAAAGGACUUAACAACUACAUAUGUUGUCACGGCAUCAGUGGAUUCGACUGUAAAGAUUUGGAAAAGAAACGAUUCUGCAGAUUUUACCUUACUAAAUGAUUUAAAAUUUAAUACUGCUCGUUGUUUAAGCAUUAAACUUGUUGAAAUGCCAAGUUCCGGUUGUGUUUUACUUGCAAUUGGAUUGGAUAAUGAUAAAAUUUAUAUAUAUUGUGAACAGGAAGUUGAUAAAACAAUAAAUUUUGUCAAAGUUGAAGAGUUGAUUGGACAUGAAGAUUGGAUUCGAGGAUUAGAUUUUACAAUAGAUACAAGUGGUGAUAUAUUUCUUGCCAGUUCAUCUCAAGAUACAUAUAUUAGAUUAUGGAAAAUAUUUAAAAGAAGUGAGAAUUAUUCUGAAAACAACCAAUAUGAUGAACUAGUGCAAGAAAGUCGUAUAUUUCAAAUACAUUCGAUGUUGUCGCAUGAAGUUUUAAAUUACUCUGUAGUUUUAGAAUCUGUUCUUUCAGGUCAUGAAAAUUGGGUUUAUGGUACUCAUUGGCAUCAGCAGAAUGAGAUGCAACUUCUAUCAUCAUCUAUGGAUAAAACUAUGAUUAUUUGGAAAUAUGAUUCUAACAUGGGCAUUUGGUUGGAAUCUGUAAGAGUUGGUGAAGUUGGUGGAAACAGCCUUGGCUUUUAUGGAGGGAAGUUCUCCCCAGAUGGUAAAAGUAUUAUUGGGCAUGGAUAUCAAGGGUCUUUACAUUUGUGGAAGUUGUGUGAGGAAACAAAUUCAUGGUUACCUUCUACCACUGUCGGGGGACACUAUGAUGAAGUUAUUGACAUUUCCUGGGAGCCUUCAGGAAAAUAUUUGCUCUCAACAAGUUGUGAUCAAACAACAAGACUUCAUGCUGAGUGGAAACGAAAAGGUUCUGAAAUACUAACAUGGCAUGAAAUGGGGAGACCUCAAGUGCAUGGUUAUGAUAUGUCUUGCGUAGCAUCGUUGUCAUGUUAUCACUUUGCUUCAGCAGCAGAAGAGAAAAUUAUUAGAUUAUUCCAAGCAACACACAAUUUUGUAGAGAAUUUUAGGAAUUUGACUUCACUCAGUCAUGAUCCUGAUGGCGAUAUUAUAUUGCAAACAUCUUCUAAAGGCGCAUCUGUUCCUUCUUUAGGCUUGUCCAAUAAGGCUGUGUAUGACGACAAGGAAGAAGUAGAAGAAAAGCAUGUUAAAGAUAUGUAUCCUGAAAAUUAUUUUGUUUCGCUUGCUCUACAAGAGCCACCUACUGAAGAUAAUCUGAUGCAAAACACAUUGUGGCCUGAAGUUCAAAAGCUGUAUGGUCAUGGUUAUGAAAUUUAUUGCAUUGCUUGUAGUAUUGAUAAUAAGAUUAUUGCAUCAGCUUGUAAAGCUAACAACACUGAACAUGCAUCAAUAAUUUUAUGGAAUGCCACCACAGGUGAACUAAUUCAAAAACUGCCUUCCCAUCAGCUCACAGUUACCCAAUUAGAAUUUUCUCCCAACAAUCAAUACUUACUUUCAGUUUCCAGAGAUAGGCGUUGGACUAUAUUUCAACGCUCAAAUGAUGAUUUAUUUCAUAGUAUAGCAACAACAAAUAAACAAAAUGGAAUACACUCUAGAAUUAUUUGGUGCUGUUGUUGGACUAGUGAUUCUGAAUAUUUUUUGACAGGAUCCAGAGAGGGAAAAGUUGUCAUGUGGGGUAAGCAACCGGAAACUAAAACAGACUCUACUUUGGGACCAUUUUCAUCUAUUGGCUCACCCAUAAACAUUGCAGACUCAGUAACAGCAAUCGCCGUUGCACCAAAACUAUUACCAAAUGGUAAUUAUUUACUGGCUAUUGGCACUGAGUCAGGAAAAAUUCACUUAUAUGAUUGCAGCAUUAGCAAAUUAAAAAUGGAAAGUUUAUGUGUAAAUUUAUCAAUAAUGGAUGAAGAGUUAGCACAUCAUUUGACAGUCAAGAGAUUGAGGUUUAGACCAAAUUCUAAUGAUUGUUUGGCUAGCUGUGGUUCUGAUCAUGUCAUUAAAAUUUAUUCUUUUAACAUAAAAUAAAACAAAUUGUUUUAUUAUUUUAAUUUGUUCUUAUUUUUCAUAGAUUAAAAUAAUUGUUUUUUUUUAAUGUAACAAACAUAAAAGAUGUGAUAUUUUCACCUAAAGAGAAACAGAAUUUUUUGCACAAUAUAUACAUACAUAUAUUUAUACUACUUAUUAAUUUUAUUAUAAAAGCUUAUUUUAUGAUCAAA
Messenger RNA from Ctenocephalides felis (cat flea), 2673 nucleotides. Its product is annotated as probable elongator complex protein 2. Gene Ontology annotation, cellular component: elongator holoenzyme complex. Gene Ontology annotation, molecular function: protein binding. Lineage: Eukaryota; Metazoa; Arthropoda; Insecta; Siphonaptera; Pulicidae. Gene Ontology annotation, biological process: tRNA wobble uridine modification. The record is from RefSeq and is a predicted model, not a curated record. Bases 98 to 2482 code for a protein of 794 amino acids. The transcript has a single exon.